GCAGAACCAAGGUACUUCAGACAGGAUGAUCCUAUCUAUGUGCUUUUCAAUGCCUGGUGCCGCGAAGACAGCGUCCAUAUGGCUGGAGAUAUUGAGAAGGGCGAGUACGUGCUCAACGAUAAUGGUUACGUCUUCAUUGGAUCUGCUAGGCCUGGAUCUCAACACCCUCGGCCGUGGGUCUUUGGUCAGUUUGAAGAUUCUGCCACCGAGGUGGUGUUUGACCUCCUGGAAAAAUGGGUUCGUGUGAACGCAAGAAGUGACCCAGUAGUGGUUUCAAGAAAGUUCACUCAUCUCAUCAACUACAUGCCUGAGUAUGGUGUACCAGAGACCAAGGUGGGAUUACUGGUUGGGAACUGGAGCGGAGACUAUGAAGGAGGUGAAAGCCCAUCCAAGUGGACAGGCAGUACAAAGAUCUACGAGACGUUUGCUGAGUCCGGUGGCAAACCUGUCAAGUACGGUCAAUGCUGGGUAUUCAGUGGUGUCCUGUGCACUGCCAUGCGCUGUCUUGGCAUUCCCUGUCGAAGCGUUACUAACUUUGCCUCUGCUCAUGACACAGAUGUCAGCAUGACCAUUGAUACUGUCAUUUCAGAGACAAAUGAAGAGAUCGAGUAUUUGAGCAACGAUUCUGUGUGGAACUUUCAUGUUUGGAAUGAGGUUUAUUAUAGCCGUUCUGACACCAUCCCUGGGAUGGGUGGCUGGCAGGUCGUUGAUGCUACUCCACAGGAAAGUAGCGAAGGUGUUUUCCAGUGCGGCCCUGCUCCUGUCACAGCUAUCAAGCAAGGCCUGACCUACAUCAACUACGACACCAAGUUCGCCUUCGCGGAGGUCAAUGCUGAUCGUAUCAACUGGGUUGCAACUAAGAAAGAUCGUGGCCCACCGGACAUGAAAACAGUGAGCAUCAACACUAAUGCCGUCGGUAAAUACAUCAGUACGAAGAAACUUCCGCUCGUUCCAGGAGGAUACAUCAGCCGAUGGAAUGCCAGGAAUGACAUCACUCUGGAGUACAAAUAUGCAGAAGGAUCUGUUGAGGAGCGCAACGCGGUUGAACGUGCCAUUUCUUAUGGCACCAGACCCAACACCUAUCGGGAGGAUGUGAAGACAGACGACAUUGAGAUGGCGAUUGUCUUGGAUGAGAAGAUCUCUGUCGGCAGUGAUUUUGAGCUCAAGGUAGCAGUCAAUAACAAGAGCUCUGUGUCUCGUGUCAUCUCCCUGACUAUGAAUGCUCAUAUGUGCUACUACACAGGUGUGUUGGCUAAGAAGAUCACAAGCCUACGUAAGGAAUUAACAGUCCCUGCUGGCAAGUCUGAACAUGUUAUUGAGAUGAUUAGGGCUGAGAUCUACUCAAGCUGUCUGGUCGAUCAGGCCUGCAUCAAGUUCUACGUCUACGGCAAAGUCAAGGAAACCUCCCAACAAACCGUGAGUCAGGACACUGUGUACCUCACCCCACCGGAGAUGAAGACUGAGUUCAAGGUCGUAGGUCACGAGGUCGAAGCUGUGGUUGAGUUUGUGAAUCCCUUGCCUAUCACGCUCACUAACUGUACAAUCACCUUCGAGGGUGCUCGUCUCCUUCGCUCUAUGACACUCUACGCCAAUGAUGUUCCUUCAAAGGGCAACUUCAAACAGAAGGUCAAGUUCUCACCCCGAGAGAAGGGAAAGAGAACUCUCGUCAUAGACUUUGACUCCAAACAAAUUGGCAACAUCACUGAUGUCGUCGAAAUAGAGAUCCCAUAAGAUACUAGACCUGGGACCUUCCCUUGCCGGGUAGAAACAGAUACUCCAUAAUGGAAUGAAUAGCAACUACCUGGGUGCACCGGAACAAAAGUUUGAACAGAUCUUUGACAGGUUUGAUAUUUCCCAGGAAUGAUGCAAACCUUCCAUGUAUUUUAUUCAUUGUGUAUAGAAAUACAGAUCCAUGGUCUACAUUAUUUCUUUGGGAAAAACAUAAUGUCUUCAGAACUUUACUUAUUUUUGUUCCUAUUCCCCAUGCAAUUCCCUUCAUUCUGUUUUGACAGUAUUUGUAAAAGUAUGGUUAAGACAUGUAGUAGAUUUUGAGUGACUUUGUUGACAUUUAAUAUUUUAUUCGCUUCUUUCAAGACGAUGUAGUUCGAGUAAGUAGGCUUACACAUUGUGUUCUUCUUAGCUGUUAUACAUACAGGUACUUUACUGAUAGAGUAAGAAAAGGAUUAUUCAAGUGUAGAGAAAAUAGAAUGUAGUAAUUUAGGGCUAUAAGCCUUUGUCAAGUAAUAUGAAUUAGUGAUAGUUAUGUGGUUAAAGCUGGUAUUGUUUGAUAUACCAU
Molecule: messenger RNA, 2296 nt
Organism: Strongylocentrotus purpuratus (purple sea urchin)
Lineage: Eukaryota; Metazoa; Echinodermata; Echinoidea; Camarodonta; Strongylocentrotidae
Product: transglutaminase, nuclear
Biological process (GO): peptide cross-linking
Molecular function (GO): protein-glutamine gamma-glutamyltransferase activity
Source: RefSeq, marked provisional